CACAAGCUAAAGCUUGUCGACCUUAGUGACUCUCAAAAGUUAUGCCAGACUCCUAACUUUAAUGGGUUGCCAAAUAUUGAAAGGUUGAUUUUUCAAGGCUGUACAGGAUUGCAUGCGUUACACCCAUCUGUUGGAAGUCUUAAACGACUUAUUCUAUUAAAUCUAAAAGACUGUAAGUGUCUUGAGGACCUUCCGCAUGAGAUCAACUUGAAAUCUCUUAAAAUUUUAAUUCUAUCUGGCUGUUCAAAACUCAAGAAGUUUCCAAAGAUUGGGAGAAACAUGACAAGCAUGUUGGAGCUUUAUUUGGACAGGAUUGCCAUAGAAGAACUACCAUCAUCAAUCAAGCAUCUAACUGGCUUGACUUUAUUGAAUCUUCAAGACUGCGAAAACCUUUCUAGCUUUCCAAGUGUUAUUUGUAGUUUGAUAUCUCUUGAAAUUCUCAUUCUAUCAGGAUGUAAGGGUCAACCACAAAAAGCAAGGUAUUUGAGUGGGCUCAUUCCCAUUUUAUCCUCAAUUGGUACCACCCUCACUCUUCCCUACACCUAUCUCAUUGAUCGACAAUCUCAACCAGAGCCCAUCAACCUGUUGUUGCCUGAGUCAUUCUCAGGAUUAAGCUCUUUAGUAUCUCUAGAUCUCAGUGAUUGUAAUCUGUUGGACGGAGCUCUCCCUAAUGAUCUUAGCUACCUAUCCUCACUAACAUCUUUGAAUUUGAGGAAAAAUAAUUUUACACGCUUACCUGAUAGUAUUUCUCAGCUUUUAAAUCUCAAACUUCUUUUCUCGGAUCAUUGUAGCAAGCUUCAAUCAUUGCCAUAUCUUCCAUUAAGUACACAAUUUGUUUCAGCACAAGGAUGUACUUCACUUGAAAAUUAUUCAAAUCAAGUUGUUGUAUGGACUUCGGAUGCAGCAAGAUUCACUUUUAUUAAUUGCCAUGGCUUGGCUGAUGAUGAAGAAGGCAAAAUUGCUGAUGUUCCUUUGCUAAAUACACCCGUCCAAUCAUUGUGGCAAAGAUACAUGGAGGACCAAAUCCAUCAACUUAAAGGCUUUUUCCUGGUUGUACCUCAAACUGAAAUUUCAGAGUGGUUCAAGAAUAAGUAGUGCGGGUCAUCUGUGCAAAUCGGGUCAUCCGUGCAAAUCUCAUUACCUCCUAAUCUAUUCAAUAACAGAAGUUGGAAAGGGAUCGCUCUAUGUGUCAUUUUUGUAGUCCCUCCAAGUUUGAAAGAUGUUUCUCCUGGUCAGGACUCAAAAUACUUUCAUGAAUUUAUUUGUCAUUUCGACAUGAAUGGCGUUUCUUUAAAUUUUCCCCAGGUCCUUAAGAUUCCUAAAGAAACAUUUGUUGGUUCAUUUGGACUUUGGCUAUACAUAUCACAUGCCAGGAUUACAGAACAUUCUGACAAAGGGAGUUACUUCAGCUCUGUGAUUAGACCCACAAUUCAGUAUAUUCAGAUUAAAAUAUGUGGUGCACGUAUUAUAUACGAGCAAGAUAUGAUAGAAUUUGGACAAAACUCAAGGCAAGAAAAUUUCAGGAGCUGUAAUGACCUUGGUCAAGUUCAUGAAAUAUUCAUAGAAGAUCAUAUGAGCAGUUCCCCAAAACUCUGAUCCCAAGCUAAAACAAAAGCUCAAUUCACUGCUUUCAACAUUGUAUCAGGUCUCUGCUUAUAUCUGAGGAAACUCCAUUUUACCUAAAAACUUAUGGGUUUAGGCCCAAUUAUGUUAUGUUAAUUCCUCAAUUUAUCUACUUUUUCUCUAUUUGAGACUU
Molecule: messenger RNA, 1756 nt
Organism: Quercus lobata
Lineage: Eukaryota; Viridiplantae; Streptophyta; Magnoliopsida; Fagales; Fagaceae
Product: disease resistance-like protein DSC1
Exons: 2
Molecular function (GO): protein binding
Source: RefSeq, a predicted model, not a curated record